Messenger RNA from Drosophila suzukii, 600 nucleotides. RefSeq lists its product as uncharacterized. Lineage: Eukaryota; Metazoa; Arthropoda; Insecta; Diptera; Drosophilidae. The record is from RefSeq and is a predicted model, not a curated record.
ACGUUGGAUCAUUCGAUUUAAACUUUCUAGCAAAUACAACCAGAAAAAAUUUUAAAAAUAUUACAAAAAUUUGUACUAAAUUGUUUUGUUAAGAAAACAUAUACCAAACCAUGGAUAUUGACUUUUCCACGUAUGCUCAGCUCUCAGGGUUUUCCUAUAUGCCCACUCCCGAGGAAUACUACCCGGAGAUGAGAGGCGGAAUGCAGCAACAGCAGUGCGGCGAUUUUGAUCAGGGAUCCAGACAGAUGCCCAAUCAUCAGCCUCCUCCAGCACCUGUCCAAGAUCGAUACCAUCAGAGGACUACAAUGGACAUGUCCGAUGGCUUCAAAGCCGAUCCCUAUCUUCCAGUUCGCCAUCAAUGCACCAGUGCCUCUUCAUAUCGCUGCAUGAUGCGGGAACAAAAACGAGCCAAGGAAAUGAUGUCCCGCAACGGGCUAUAUUCACCCAAUGAAGCCUCUGCGCGUUUCAGUGGCGGAGAUGCCAAUUACUAUUCUAACUAUGCAGAGAGCAAUGGGCGAAUGGAACCUAGCGGUAGAAAUUCAUAUUGGUGAAUAAUAAUAAUAUUAAUAUUUGGAGCUGUAAAAUAAAAAAGUUUGUAUU